AUGAGUGAUUCUAAGUUCAUGUCAAGUGAUAAUGACAUAUUUGAUUUUAAAGAUAACUUUAUUAAAGAUAUUCCUAGUGAUAGUAAUUACGAUGAUGAUGAUAGCUCAUUAACAGGACUUUGGUAUUCGUAA
Funneliformis mosseae is the source of this 132-nucleotide messenger RNA. Lineage: Eukaryota; Fungi; Glomeromycota; Glomeromycetes; Glomerales; Glomeraceae. The record is from the annotation of a GenBank genome assembly.